Molecule: messenger RNA, 1145 nt
Organism: Lolium perenne
Lineage: Eukaryota; Viridiplantae; Streptophyta; Magnoliopsida; Poales; Poaceae
Source: RefSeq, a predicted model, not a curated record
UCCCGAUGGAUAUCCUGCUGGAGAUCUCGGCGCGCUCCGACCCGGUCACCCUGGUGCGCUCCGCCGCCACGUGCAAGGACCUCCGCCGCCACAUCGCCGAUCCAGCCUUCCACCGGCGCCUCCGCCUCCGCCAUGCAGAUCGGUUUGUGCCCAAGCUCCUCCGCGGCUUCUUCAUCCAGAACCUUGACAUGGAGGUUAACGAGCACCCGCGUUUCCUCGACACCCACCACCGCGAGUCCCCGGAGCCGUUCACCUCCUUCCUGUCAGAGUACGACACGCUCUUCCACUUCUACCGCCCCGACCUGGCGGCCAGCCACGGCCACAUCGCCCUCCGCGCCGACUCCGAGAUCUGUGGCAUGUGCGUGUUCAACCCCAUGACGGGCUACCUGCACAUGUUUGGGCCGCCGCCCGCGAUCAACGUCCCGUCGUACGCCCUGCUCACCGGCGACGGCCACGGACUGUACCGCCUGCUCGCCGCGGAGCUAGCACCGGGCCGUCUUAGGACCCAGGUCUUCUCGCAGGCGUUCGACAAGUGGCUGGCCGUCGAGGAAACCACCGUCGCUCCCUGCCCUCAGGACGCCUCGCUCUUGGGCCGUCCUCUCGUGCUCCAGGGCGACAUCCACUGGCUCUGCAGGUCCAGCGAGUACCACUUCAUCCUGAGCUUCUCCCCCACGCAGGCGGCAGUGUCCGUGAUGAAGUUGGAUGGCAGCUGCGGCGAGAUGCUCAUCGGGCGCAGACCGCAGGAGCUCCUGCUGGUGUCGGACGGUCGUCAUGGGAGGCAGCCGCGGCUGCUGGUCGCCGCCGGGCUACAAAUAUCGCUAUGGACGUUGUCUGACUCCGACGACUCCGGUGAGGCCAGCUGGUCCAUGCAGGUGCUGGUUGAACCGCAGAGGAUCCGGCGCCCUGCAGAGUCGUGGAGCGAGAGGCUCGAGCUGCGGUGGUUCGGCGACAAGAGUGGCUUCGUGUUCAUGCGGAUGGCUGGUGCGGAGGAACGCUCCCCGUCGUGGUAUUUCGCGCUUGACCUGGCGACUAAGAAGGUCCGCAGUGUCUGCACGGGCGCACACCACGACGUGAUCUGCUUUCCCUAUGAGGUGGAUCUCUCGUUUUGGCAACCAAGUUUCCCUCGUCAACUGCUAUCGGCCUAG